CAGUCAUUUCCUCUGCUUCCACCUCCAGUCCAGAGAAAACCCAAUCAGAGGCUCCAUCGUUUGUUUAGGAGGCAGAAGGGAAAUCUGUUUCACUGCUUUAACCACACACAACAGUGGACGGUGCUGAAGUUGGCGCUGGGAUGCACAGACUUAGUCAUGAAUGCUGGAAUUGGUCACCCAGACCUUCUCUGUGUCUUCAUCCUCAGCACUCAGGGAGCCUUGUUUCUGUCAUGGUGAGCCACCAAGAAGAAGAGGAGGCGGGUGAAGAAACAGGAGAACUUCCAGCUGUAUGUUGCUAUAAUACAGGAUGUGGUGACGUUAUCAGUCAGUCUGCUGAUGCUCAGUGGUCCAUCUAUGAGCCUCAGGUCCACUCAGGGAUUCCCAACAGCACAGGGCUGUGUCAGCAUGACGCGGGUGCUCCUUUGCAGCAAAUAACAGUGGUUGAAGCUGAGCAAGGAGAUGUAUUCCAGCAUUUCAUGGGUUGUCAGUGCUGGGGAGGUCCAGGGAUGGAAACCCAGAGAUGUGCAUGUGUUUAUAGACAGAGGGAACAAGAUGUUUUGGGUCACUGCUCAUCAGGAUCUCCAUUUAUCUACUGUGGAGCAGUGAGGAGGAACGUGAUCGUUGGAGUGGAGGUUGUAGAGGAGGUUGCAGUUGAAGACACUCUGGAAGUAAUAACAGAGGAUAUUUAUGCAGACGAUCUGCUGGAUCCAGAUACAUCACAAGAAAACCAGCCGUAUCCCACAUGAAGCCGGAGUGCCUUUCAGUGUUUCUCAGUUUCACUGUACGCUCUGUAAAUAAAAUUUAAUUCACAGUCAGGCGACAAAUUUAAAUGAAAUGCAGUUGUAUGUAUUAUGAAGACGCAGGGCUGAAAAGCUUACCUGGUGUUAACAUGUCUCCAAAGCUUAGGGAGUCAAUGCCACUCUUCUAAAUGCCAUAAUUUGGUGUUAUAUGAUGAUAGUAAAAAAUCCAAUAGAAGAUGUCCCAUAGGUGUUGAUUUGGGUUAAAAUUUCAUCACUUUUCACCACUCACAUCAUAUGACCGAAGUAAUUCUUAUGUUUAUCAAACUGUACAGUGACAGAGUGACAACUCACACCCAAUUAAAGUCCUACAAAGCACUAACCUGUUACAACGAUCACCAAUGGGACAGAAAUAUUAUAUCAUACCAUAGAAAUGAGCACUUGGAGAACAAUUUUCCAUCAGUGUGAAUUGAGUAUACUCAAGGGGACAAGAAGAAUCAAACUAUGCUUCACAGUUCUAAAAUCCACUGCGUUAUGACUGUAUGGUUUAGAGUAAUGUAUUUAUCAGAUAUGUUUGUAUUCUACAUGAGCCCUUGUCUUUGAUACUUAUGUAUACAAAUAAAAAAUU
Neolamprologus brichardi is the source of this 1365-nucleotide messenger RNA. RefSeq lists its product as uncharacterized. The record is from RefSeq and is a predicted model, not a curated record. Lineage: Eukaryota; Metazoa; Chordata; Actinopteri; Cichliformes; Cichlidae.